Molecule: messenger RNA, 891 nt
Organism: Plenodomus lingam JN3
Lineage: Eukaryota; Fungi; Ascomycota; Dothideomycetes; Pleosporales; Leptosphaeriaceae
Source: RefSeq, a predicted model, not a curated record
AUGCUGUUGCCUUCCCUCUCUCCGAUUCUCUUACUCGCGAGUAGCACCUUCGCUGCACAAUUAACACAAGUGUCCAACUAUGGCGGCAACGCGAGAUCAAAACCAGGAAUGUGGGUAUACGUGCCCGACCAGGUCAAAAGCGACGCUCUAGUCGUGGCAAUUCAUUCCUGCCAGUCCAGCGCUCAAAAGUACUUCCAGAACAGCAAGAUACCAUGGAAGCAAGGCUCAGAUGCCAAAGGCUACAUCACCGUCUGGCCCAGCUCCACGACAGAGUGCUGGGACGUUUCCAGUAAAUCCUCGCUAUCCCAUAACGGCGGUGGAGACUCCAAUGCUAUUGCAAACAUGAUCCUGUAUGCCAUCGACAAAUAUAAAAUCGACCCGAAAAAGGUCUUCGUUACCGGAGGAUCUUCUGGCGCGAUGAUGUCGAAUGUACUGGCAGCCACUUAUCCCGAGUUGAUCACUGCGGUGUCGCUGUACUCUGGUGUUCCCGCUGGUUGCUUUGUGUCCUCUUCGGGGGCUUCUGCAGCUUGGAACAAUACCUGCUCCGGUGGACAAAGCAUCUCAACAGCGCAGCACUGGGGUGAUGUGGUACGGGGAAUGUACCCAGGGUACAAUGGUACACGCCCACGCAUGCGCCCGCACAUCGCAACAGAAUUUUGGCACGGCUCAACAGAUUCGACGCUUUCGCCCAAGAAUUACGAAGAGACGUUGAAGCAAUGGACCAAUGUGUUUGGCGUCAGUACGACACCGACUAGCUCCAAGAAGGAUACUCCGGAGAAGAAUUAUCGUACCGAUGAUUUUGGUCCGAAUGUUCAAGGCAUCUGGGCCCAGGGUGUUGGACAUUCCGUGCCAUCGCAUUUAUCGGUUUCGGAGGCCUGGUUCGGAUUUUAA